UUGAGACUCGGGAGCUUUUUACGCUGAGUGAGUUGUUCGCGUUUAUUUCCAUUUCAUGUCUUGAUCUCGUCGGUUUUGCCAGUCAAGCAGCUUUAGCCUGCAGUCGAUUUCUUCGUUUGUGAAAGUAAAAUCGUCGUUCUGCACAGCGCACCGAAGUGAUCUUGUUUACUCUGUACUCAGAAAAGUGAUAAGGAUAGUGUAGCUAUUUUUUGAUAGGUCAUCGGAGAUAAUUGGCCACAGGAACUAAGCCAGAAUGGUGGUGCCAAAGGUCUACGUCGUCGGGGUUGGAAUGACUAAAUUCGAGAAACCCGGACGGCGAGAGAAUUUCGACUAUCCACAGAUGGCCAAGGAGGCCGUGACCAAAGCUCUAAAUGAUGCCCGUAUAAAGUACGAGGAAGUUCAACAGGCAACCGUGGGCUACGUGUACGGGGACUCGACCUGUGGUCAAAGAGCUUUGUAUGAAAUCGGUUUUACCGGUAUUCCGAUCUAUAACGUCAAUAAUAAUUGCUCAACUGGUUCUACCGCCUUAAUACUGGCCAAACAGUUGAUCGAAACUGGCAACAAUGAUUGUGUUUUGGCCCUUGGGUUCGAAAAAAUGGAACGCGGUUCGCUGACCUCCAAGUAUAUGGAUCGCACCAAUCCGGUUGAGCUGCUAGUUACUGCCAUGGCAGAAAAGCACGACAUCACUGGAGCGCCGAUCUCCGCUCAACUGUUUGGCAACGCCGGUUUGGAACACAUGAAAAAGUACGGCACUAAGCCCGAACACUUUGCCAAAAUUGCCUACAAAAACCACAAACAUUCCAUCAAUAAUCCCUACUCACAGUUCCAGGAUGAAUACUCGUUCGAUCAGAUUAUGAAGUCUCCAAACGUGCACGAAUUCCUCACCAAGUUACAGUGCUGUCCGACCAGCGAUGGAUCGGCGUGCUGUAUUCUCGCAUCGGAGAGUUUUGUGAAGCGUCAUGGAUUGGAAGCACAGGCCGUGGAAAUCGUGGGGAUGGAAAUGUCCACUGAUGUACCGUCAUCUUUUAAUGAAGGCAGCGCUAUGAAAAUUGUUGGCUACGACAUGACACGCAACGCUGCGGAGAAGUUAUUUGCAAAAACUAAUUUCAAACCACAGGACGUGGAUGUUGUGGAGAUGCACGAUUGUUUUUCCGCAAACGAACUGAUUACCUAUGAAGCUCUAGGUCUCUGUCAACCGGGAAAAGCGGGCGAAUUCAUCGAUCGAGGGGAUAACACGUACGGCGGUCGGGUAGUCGUCAAUCCUAGCGGGGGAUUGAUUUCCAAAGGACAUCCGCUUGGUGCUACUGGGCUGGCCCAGUGUUCUGAAUUGUGUUGGCAGUUACGAGGCCAAGCCGAUAAGCGACAAGUUAAAGGAGCCAAACUAGCGCUUCAGCACAACAUCGGUUUGGGAGGUGCUGCUGUGGUUGCGUUGUAUCGAUUGGGAUUCCCAUAUGCGAUAAAUCCGAUAAAUCCCAAUCUAACCGCGGCCGGAAAAAUCAAGGAUACACCCGACGGGUUCAUAGUGGCUCCUUACAUGAAACUGCUGGAGCAAGCUAUGGCUGACGAUAAAGACAAUUUGAUUGAAAAAGUGCGAGGAAUCUACGGAUUCAAGGUAACUAAUGGACCAAAUGGUGCGGAAGGGUAUUGGGUUGUAAACGCCAAAACUGGAAAGGGAUCAGUUACGUAUAAUGGAACAGAUAAACCCGAUGUUACAGUUAUUAUGAACGACAUUGACGUCGCAGACCUGAUUUCGGGAAAGCUAAACCCACAGAAGGCUUUCUUCCAAGGCAAAGUGAAGAUACAAGGCAACAUGGGACUGGCUAUGAAACUUGUUGACCUGCAGAAAAGUAAUACCUCGCGUAUCGAAGAAUUGCGAUCGAAAUUGUGAAUUGUAUCAGAAAGUCUUACAAACACGGUAUUUUAACAAAUAAAAUUUAAUUCCUUUAAGGCAUUUUUAAAAUGUA
Molecule: messenger RNA, 1964 nt
Organism: Malaya genurostris
Lineage: Eukaryota; Metazoa; Arthropoda; Insecta; Diptera; Culicidae
Gene: ScpX
Product: sterol carrier protein 2
Exons: 5
Coding region: 254-1888 (544 amino acids)
Molecular function (GO): acyltransferase activity, transferring groups other than amino-acyl groups
Source: RefSeq, a predicted model, not a curated record